AUGGGACACCGUCUCUAUUGGACCAGUUCAACGUACGAUGAUUCACUGCCUAGUGAAUUCAUCACAGGUCGAUCUUGUCAUUGCCUUUACAAGCCAGAUCCACCACGAAGUCUUGACAACUCGGAUUGCGAGUCGUCGUCCGAAUGUGCUCCCCGAUCUCCAGCUUCAUCACGUCGGAAUAUUGUACGGCACGAUUAUCAUUCACUGAAGCUACUUGGCACAGGAGCCUACGGUGAAGUGCACUUGAUCAGCAAUCCUUUCAAUCGAAAAUACAUCCCAAAUGAUGUUAUUGCGUUGAAAGUCAUCGAUCUUGAACAUAGACGAGAAGGAUCAAAACAGAAAUUCCGAAAUGAAGUAGCACUACAGAAUGCGUUAAGUCCACAACGACAUCCGAAUAUCGUCCAAUGUUUUGGAUCAAAUUACGAACUAGAAUUGAAUCAACUACAGAUUUUCCUCGAAUAUGUCAACGGAGAAGAUUUGCGGACUAUUAUUGGUGAGUGCGAGCGUUAUCGCAAACCUAUUCUUAUAAUCAGUAGCGAAAAAAAACUGUAG
Molecule: messenger RNA, 552 nt
Organism: Cooperia oncophora
Lineage: Eukaryota; Metazoa; Nematoda; Chromadorea; Rhabditida; Trichostrongylidae
Source: the annotation of a GenBank genome assembly